This is a messenger RNA of Salvelinus namaycush (lake trout), 3671 nucleotides long. RefSeq names its product SLAM family member 9-like. Lineage: Eukaryota; Metazoa; Chordata; Actinopteri; Salmoniformes; Salmonidae. The record is from RefSeq and is a predicted model, not a curated record. Bases 78 to 833 code for a protein of 251 amino acids. The transcript has 5 exons.
GAACUUUGUUGCCGGACUUCUGCUGAACUUCCUCGGUUUAACAAAACUACCUCUUAGUUUUAGUAAUCUGUCAGAAAAUGAGGACCUUUUUGCCUUUCCCCAUCGCUAUUCUACUAACUCUUCUCCAACAAGCAGUGUCCUGCUCUGAGACCCCUGUGUUUGUGGAGAAGGGACAGGAUGUCCGUCUGGAUGUCCAGGAAUAUAUGACAGUUAAAGAGAACCUGAAAAGGUUGAAUCGUUUUAUGUGGAUGUUUAACACAUCAGACAAUGUAGUAAUAUACGUCCAUGAAAUCGUGUCACAAGUUACCAUUAAAUACCAAGGCAGGGCUGAGUUUAUUGAGGGAAACUUCUCUCUUCUGCUGAAGAACCUAAAUGAAGGAGACAGUGGAUGUUAUACUGCAGUAGUGAGUGCGGACAGAAACAAAGAGGUUGCAAAGUACCAGAUAUCAGUUCAAGAGAGAGUUGAGCCACCAGUCCUGAGAGUGGACUCUGUCUCCUUCAAUGCCAUCUGUAACGUGACAGUGACCUGCAGAGGUCAGAGCACCUCUGUCACCUCCAGCUGUAACAGCAGCACCUGCUCUCAGGUGGGAGGAGAGAGUAGAGGGGCUGAGACCUCCACUGUCCCCCUGCUCUCUGUCUAUGUGGCAGGGGGUUCCAUCAUCUGUAACCGCAGCAACCAAGUCAGCUGGGCCAACAACACCAAGGAGAUCGAAACUAUUUGUUUAUCUAUAUCUGAGCGGGACAGAGCAGACCACAACUACGCUGUCACAGUCCGGAUACAAAGUCCUGUCAUCAUCAUCAUCUUUGUUGUAUGCGCCCUGAUUCGUUGGUGAAAGCUAAAUAAAGAAUCCAAGUAACAGUCUCCAGGUCCAGCAUCACAGGUCUCCAGGUCCAGCAUCACCCACCAUCUACAGUGAGAUGGGACAUCCCCACCCCGUGAACCAGCCCACCAUGGAGGGAGACCACCACACCCAGCCUGGUAACCACCCAACCAUGGUGGGAGACCACCGUCCCCAGCCUGGUAACCACCCCACAAUAGUCGGAGACCACCACCUGAGAACCACCCCACCAUAGUCAGAGACCACCACCCCCAGCCUGAGAACCACCCCACCAUAGUCGGAGACCACCACCCCCAGCCUGAGAACCACCCCACCACAGUCAGAGACCACCAUCCCUAGCCUGGUAACCACCCUACCAUGGUGGGAGACCACCGUCCCCAGCCUGGUAACCACCCUACCAUGGUGGGAGACCACCACCCCCAGCCUGAGAACCACCCCACCAUAGUCGGAGACCACCACCCCCAGCCGUGGUUGAAGACCAGCCUCCACCUGAGGACCUCCCCACCGUGGUUGAAGACCAGCCUCCACCUGAGGACCUCCCCACCGUGGUUGAAGACCAGCCUCCAUCUGAGGACCUCCCCACCGUAGUUGAAAACCAGCCUCCACCUGAGGACCUCCCCACCGUGGUUGAAGACCAGCCUCCACCUGAGGGAACUCCCCAUGGCCCCCAUGACCUCCAUGCCUGAGAGUUUAUAUGCUGUGGUGGGGAAAAAGACUAGUAAACAAUCAUCUGGAAUUUUAACAUGGGGAUUCUAUAUAUAUGCACCUUUUAACCUUUGUCCCCACAUUCACGGAGACAGCAUUCAAUUCGGCUCAAUUGGAAAUUAACUUUAAAUGUGCAUAGCUGACAGAGCGUGAUCAGAUUGAAUGCUGGCCUAAGGCCUGGAUUCAAUCCGGAAUGUAGAAUAUCCGUACUAUUGUGUGAUUGAAAUUUAACGGCAAUGUACCUGCGUUUGUAGCAAGGCCUGAAUAGCCCAGGUGUGAUAUGGUUUGUCAAGAAAGCAGCAUGACAAAAAUAUAAUGCCAAGUUUUCAAACUUUUGUUAGAUUCUUUCAGAAGAUAUAUAAAGCAAUCUGAGCAUUUGAACAACAGCAUAAAUACACCCUUUUCACAAAAAACAAACACAAAUCACCACUGCUGCAUAUGCUGCCACAGUUUGAACAGAUUAGAUUACACUAGUUAAUACAAGUUACCAGCUCACAAACUAAUGUUGAGUGCACCAGGGUCAGGGAUAACGCUAACAUCACGUAGAUGCAAUAAGUGAUUUUUUUAUUAUCUAACUGGGGAUAGCUAGCUAACAAUGUCACAAAGCAUGACGCGUUAGCCAGUUAAAGUUCAUUCUGAAAUAACUUCAUAUUUCUGAGUUAGUCAGAUAUGAGAUUAUAAAGACUUGACAUUGGCAUGGGAGCUAGCUAGCAAGCUACCAGCUAGCUAGCUGCUUAUCAAAGGUUGAGAACUGGUUAAUUUGACCAACAAUUACUGUAGCUGGCUAACUAAUUAGAUCAUGCUUUGUGAUACACCCAGUUCAAUGCUGUUUUAGUCCACACAACAUGUCGCCCUGACACCUGCAGUAGAACCUGACAAACGCAGUGGAAAACAUUAAAAUUGGCAUUUCUGUCCUACCAAAAGGUCCUUUGACUCUUGUUGGAUGUACUUGUCCGGAUUAUCAGGUCCCAGGCUCCCAUGACUGUUAUGAUUAUUUAUUUACAAGUUCAUUACAAUUUCCUUUUCGCUUUAGUGCUACUUGAGAGAGCAGAUAAAGUCACGUGCAGAAAUAACCCUUCUGGCAUAAGGGUCCGUGCUAUCUGGUAUCCUUGGGAUGUCUCUACGCCAUUAUAGCUGAAAUUUAAAAUGGUUAAGAUAAAGGUUAAGGUUUGAGUUAGUUUAGCUUUAUAGUUAUGUUAAAGUUAGUGUAGGGGUUAAGGUUAAGGUUAGGUUUAGGGUAGGGAUGUCCCAAGGAUUCCGGAUAGUACUGACCCUGGCACAAGAGAUUCACUGGGAGGAGGAGACUUGGGCAGACCCAGAAGUUCUAAAUGCACAUUUGAGAACCCCAGGAAGAUCCAUUUACUUUGUGCUAUUAUAAUUUAUGCUAUGAAAUUCUGCGAUUUCAUUGGGUCAGUUCACCCUCAUAGCAAAUAGCUACAACACAACCAUGCAAUAUUUGCAGGCCUGUGUGCCCACAGAGACAGAGGCAGAUGCUGCUGGCAGUCACUGGGGAGUAGAGUGGGAAGUUACGGACAGCUUGUUUUGAACAAUAUAUUUUUUAAACAGGAAAAUGUACACAUUUACCACGCUUUCAUGAGCAUUUAAAUCAUAAUCCAUAAGUUGUAUAACAUACAUUAUAUGAAAAAAAUAUUGAUUUUUCACAAAUAACAUUACAUUUGUCUUACCAAUAACAAGAGGGACGGCACCCCUAAUGGGCGAGCGGCAGACUGCAUUCACGGUAAAUGCUGCAUAUGUCGGCUUAAUUUGAAAUUGCCUUAACAUUUCUAUUGUGAUAUAACGCGGAAGUGACUCUUCUUAUCAACUGUAUGCAAGAAUUUCCUCUGUUUUGUCUUAGGAAUUCAAAAUGUUCUGUGUUGAUCUUGCCAACCCCCAUUGUCUCACCUCCUAUUGGUCAACAACUCAGAAUUUGAAUCCAAACAACUCAGAUGCUUAUAAAAGGGUCUUACAUUCCUUGUUCUUUCUCUUGUGUUCCUGACUUGAUGUGGUGAGAGACCUCUCUCUGACCAUGCUUACAAUAAUGCCUUAUAAUGCUUGUUAACGCUUUGUACUGUAUGUGAAUCCAUACAUUUUGCAUAGUAAUUAAAUACACUUGUAUUUAGAAUUCCA